This is a messenger RNA of Diachasmimorpha longicaudata, 2269 nucleotides long. It is a transcript of the gene nst, whose product is annotated as phosphoacetylglucosamine mutase. NCBI's taxonomy places the organism in Eukaryota, Metazoa, Arthropoda, Insecta, Hymenoptera, Braconidae. Gene Ontology annotation, molecular function: phosphoacetylglucosamine mutase activity. The transcript has 6 exons. Gene Ontology annotation, biological process: UDP-N-acetylglucosamine biosynthetic process; carbohydrate metabolic process. The record is from RefSeq and is a predicted model, not a curated record. The coding region runs from base 394 to 2025 and encodes 543 amino acids.
AUAUUUCUGCUUAUUCCUACAAUUGGACAGAUGUUAUUCAGACAUCCGGCAAACACUAUGACAAGUACAGCAUUGGCCAAUAAAAAUAAACAAUCAACCGUUAUCACUAAAGUAAGGAAAAUCUGUACCUUAAUUAACCUCUUUUAUUCUAACUUCUUUCGAUAUUACUCUCACGUCUAUUUUUAAAAAAUACAUUGUAAUAAUAAUAAUAAUAUCCAGUCAACUGGAAAGUCUGUACUUUCACUCUGCCUGAAACUUCAGAAGAGAAUUCAAUUCCCUCUCACAAAUACGAACUCGUCGAUCGAAAUUUCUUUUAUCGCUGCUGUAUUUCCGUGAGAUUCUCUCUUCCCAUAAUACGUGGCGGCUUGUCUACCCUUAAUUGCUUCCACGAAGAUGGAUUACAAUCGCAUUGACAGUAUUUCAAAGUCACAACAUCCUAACAAUCAUACAGGAUCGAUACAGUAUGGAACUGCUGGUUUCAGAACAAGUGCAGACGUCCUCGAUCAUGUUUUAUACCGCAUGGGUAUCCUGACGGUACUGCGAUCCAAACAGAAAAAUGCAGCAAUUGGUUUGAUGAUCACUGCGAGCCACAACGAAGAGCCUGAUAAUGGUGUUAAGCUCGUUGAUCCCGCUGGCGAGAUGUUGGAAUCCUCUUGGGAGGAGAUAGCCACUCAUCUCGCAAAUGUUCCGGAUUCAGAGCUAAUCAUUACCCUGAAGAAAAUUGUCAAAGAACAGCACAUCAAUGAAGAUGCUCCUGCCAGUGUAAUCAUAGGUAGAGAUACCAGAGAAAGUGGUUGGGGUCUGUCGAGAUCAGCCAUUGAUGGUGUUAAUGCAGCUGAUGGCUCUAUACAGGACUUUGGCGUCAUUACGACCCCGCAAUUGCAUUAUUUGAUUGUCUGCAGCAAUACUAAUGGAGCUUAUGGGGAGAGCAGUGUUGAUGGCUACUUUUCUAAGCUUGGGGAGGCAUUUUUGAAAGUCAAAGAGUCGAAGAGCAAAGAGCUUUAUCAGGGGGAAAUUUAUCUGGAUGCUGCCAAUGGAGUUGGGGGAAUUGCUGUCAAGGAGUUUCAGAAAAUUUUGGAGGGCAAUUUGACGAUUAGGGUUUUUAAUGAUGGAAAUGGAACAUUGAAUUACAAAUGUGGAGCUGAUUACGUUAAAGUACAACAACGGGCACCCCUCAAUAGUCCAGUGAAACCCUUCACGAGAUCCGUGAGUAUCGAUGGAGAUGCCGACAGAGUGGUUUACUAUUACAUGGACGAGGGCGAAAAAUUUCACCUGCUGGAUGGCGACAGAAUAGCCACACUGGUCGCCAGUUACCUCAAGGAACUCGUUGAGGACAGUGGCUUGAAUAUUUGCCUUGGCCUAGUGCAAACAGCGUAUGCUAAUGGAGCUUCAACCAAUUACAUUUCUGAACUACUGAAAAUUCCAGUUGUUUGUACCGACACUGGAGUUAAACACUUGCAUCAUAAGGCUUUGGAGUUCGAUAUAGGAGUGUAUUUUGAGGCCAAUGGACAUGGCACUGUAGUUGUCAAGCCAAGUACCCUUGAAGCUAUAACAGCCGCCUCUCAGACGACUGUUCUUCCAGAGAAAUGUCAAACAGCGGCUUUGAAACUUAAAAAUCUCAUUGACGUAGUUAACCAAACUGUUGGUGAUGCACUCAGUGAUAUGCUCGUGGUCGAGGCAAUCCUCUACGCCAGAGGCUGGGACAUAACAACGUGGGAGAAGAGCUAUACCGAUUUGCCCAAUCGACAACUCAAAGUUAAAGUACAGGAUAGAAAUGUUGUUGAAACUACUGAUGCAGCAAGAACAUGUACCUCACCGCCAGGACUACAGGAUAAGAUCAAUGAAUUGGUGGCUCGUUAUCACAAAGGGCGUUCAUUCGUUCGUGCAUCGGGUACAGAGGAUGUUGUGAGAGUGUAUGCGGAAUGCGAUAGUUCCACGGAGGUGGAGAAACUCGCUGCUGAAGUCGCAUUAGCAGUGUACAGCCUAGCAGGCGGUGUUGGACCAGAGCCCGUUGUUCCUGUUUAGUUAUUAGUCAAGAUAAUGAACGUGAUGAAGUGAUAAUUUGGUGGUACGAGAAGUGAACAGUAGUGAAGUCCUGGAUUUUAUAAUAAAAUCACUUGCAAAUUGCAUCAAUUCAUUUUUUUUCAUUGACUGGCCUAAUUGACUGAUAUAAAAUGCACUUUUUAUCAACUAUCUGUACUGUAAACAACUUCAUGUAUUGAUAUUCAGAAUAUUUUUAUAAGGAAUGAAAUAAAAUGAGUGAAAACAA